CACCAGCAGUGAUAACUUGCCGUCUAGAAUAGUAGUUCAGGCGGCCUGACGUACGGAAAUCCAGACUACGCGAUAUGUCGUCCUUCUUCACAUUGCCCGCUUCCCAACGCAAGCGAAAGAGAGAAGACCGCAGCACGGCUCCCGCUUCGAAAAAGCGAGGCGUGACUUCCAACGGCGAUUCCGGUAAAAAAGGGGCGGAAAAGACACGAGACAGAGAUCAGUCAAUAUCCGGAAGCGAUCUGGAGGAUGAUGAUGAUAUCAUAGAGUCAGGAGAGUUAGGAGAGUCAGACGAAGAGAGCGGUUCGGAGUCGGACGAGGGAGAGACUGCCGCAGAGCGAAGAUUGAAACUUGCGGAGAGAUACUUGGAAAAUAUCCGGGAGGAGGUAGAUGAAGCUGGGUUUGAUGCGGCAGAGAUUGACCGGGACUUGAUCGCUGAGAGAUUAAAGGAGGACGUGGAUGAAUUUAAAGGACGUGCAUAUCGUCAGAUAGCUUCCCAGUUAUCUUUUUCAACAGCUUCGCAUUCAUUUUUCCGAGCGGAUACCCAGUCGACCACUUCCAUUACGGUGCAUGCGCCCUAUGUCUACACAGUCUCGAAAGACAAGACGUUAAUAAAGUGGGAACUUGCUACGCCCGAUUUGACAACAAAUUCGGGGAUGAAUAGUGCUGAUGGAACUUCUAAACGACUCCCACGACCACAGCGCAAGAAACCUAAAAGGUUGAAUUUCGUUCGUGGCAUACAGAAAGUGACCGAGAGCGGCGAAGAGCACGGCCACACAGGGAGUAUUCUGUCCGUUGCCGUCUCACCGUCAGGAAAGUUCGUUGCGACAGGCGGGGCAGACAGGAAAUUAAUUAUCUGGGAUGCAGAGACCAUGAAGCCUAUGAAAACCUUUACACAACAUCGAGACUCAAUCAGCGGACUCGCCUUCACCAGACAUAUUUCUUCUAUGAGCUCCGGCGAACAGCUAUUUUCAGGCUCCUUUGAUAGGACCAUCAAAACGUGGUCAUUGAGCUCAGCAGGCCACGCCUACGUGGAAACACUGUUCGGGCACCAGGACAAUGUCGCUUCUGUUGCCGCCAUGACCAUCGACCAAUGUGUCAGUGUCGGGGCGCGCGACCGUACUGCUCGACUGUGGAAAGUCGCAGACGAGACGCAGCUUGUCUUCCGCGGCGGAUCGUCGAAGAACGCCGCGUACCACGAAAAUAACCUUGACUGCGUUGCUCCUCUACCACCAAACCACUUUGUGACUGGCUCCGACUCGGGAGCCAUCUCACUCUGGUCUGUCCAUAAAAAGAAGCCUCUCUACACAAUCCCUCAGGCGCACGGUCUAGAUCCCCUUCCACCCAUUGACCACCUAUCGUCCGAACAGGACCAGGAAACAGCAAGACUCAACUCCAAACAUCUCCGUCGCAUGCCUCGCUGGAUUACAGCCCUGGCCACAGUUCCCGGUACUGACAUCGUCCUCAGUGGCAGCUGGGAUGGCUGGAUCCGCGCAUGGCAAGUCUCAGAGGACAAGAAAACGAUACAUCCUCUAGGUCCAGUGGGUGCUAGUGCUCCAGGCGCCAUGAUCACUCCAUCACUACAGUUAAAGCAAACGUUGGCAUUCGAUGCCCCAGCCAAAGACAAUGACAGUGAUCACAUGGAUACGGAUGCCAAUUCUAAAGAUGAAGGUGACAACGAAGAACAGCCUGAACCUCUAAUCAAGGGCGUCGUCAACGAUAUUGCCGUUUUCGAACGUCGUUGCGAAACCACCAAACCCGGACAGCAGCAGUUCGCUCCCUCAAGCCCCUCGAAAUCAGCCCCUGAACCUCAACCAACCGGUCUCUGUAUUGUUGCUGCCAUCGGAAAAGAGCAUCGCCUAGGUCGCUGGAAUUGUUUCGCGAAUAACUUCUACACAGGAUCAUCAUCCAAUGGCCGGAAUGGCGCAAUGGUGUUUGAGGUCUCAUUUUCCACCUCGAAGCAGGACUGAUCAAGGGCUGCUUUGAGAAAUGUAAAUAUAUUUAUUAUUAUUAUUUCCCGGCCCCCCUUUUUUUGCAUAACAUGGAAAUGAGUAGAAAAGUCAAUUGGGUUUCUUGUUGGGGCUCUUUCUGCAUUCUAAUGCUGGUGCUGAGAAAAGAAGAAAAUGAAAUAAUACUUCUUGGAUAGACCAUCUAGACUGGCCUUGCAGACAUUUCUUAUUGUAUUCUGUGGUCUUUUACCUGCAUACAAGAGUAGGGCCGUAGGAAUGAUACAAAUUGGCA
This is a messenger RNA of Monascus purpureus, 2238 nucleotides long. Lineage: Eukaryota; Fungi; Ascomycota; Eurotiomycetes; Eurotiales; Aspergillaceae. The record is from the annotation of a GenBank genome assembly.